Psammomys obesus (fat sand rat) is the source of this 4508-nucleotide messenger RNA. It is a transcript of the gene Frmd6, whose product is annotated as FERM domain containing 6. The coding region runs from base 191 to 2035 and encodes 614 amino acids. NCBI's taxonomy places the organism in Eukaryota, Metazoa, Chordata, Mammalia, Rodentia, Muridae. Gene Ontology annotation, biological process: positive regulation of hippo signaling. The transcript is spliced from 14 exons. Gene Ontology annotation, cellular component: cytoplasmic side of apical plasma membrane; cytoskeleton. The record is from RefSeq and is a predicted model, not a curated record.
AGAGAUUUUGCUGAAAUUCAAAGGUUUCCCCGGGCACUUUCUACAGCUAUGAAACCUGCAUAGCAGGGCGCCACAAUGCUUCUGUUGGCCAUAUGAUGAGGAAGAGAAGUUGGCUUUGGAGUGCUGGGAGCCUGAGCAGUUGCUGAGCACUCAGCACGCCCCGCCUGACCACUGGAGAGCCCACAACACAAUGAACAAACUGACCUUCCAUAACAACAGAGUCAUGCAGGACCGCCGCAGCGUGUGCAUUUUCCUUCCCAACGAUGAGUCUCUGAGCAUCAUCAUAAAUGUUAAAAUUCUGUGUCACCAGUUGCUGGUCCGGGUGUGUGACCUGCUCAAGCUAAAAGAGUGUCACCUCUUUGGUCUCAGUGUUAUACAAAAUAAUGAACACGUAUAUAUGGAGUUAUCACAAAAGCUUUAUAAGUAUUGUCCAAAGGAAUGGAAAAAGGAGGCCAGCAAGGGCAUUGACCAGUUUGGGCCUCCCAUGAUCAUCCACUUCCGGGUGCAGUACUAUGUGGAGAAUGGAAAACUGAUCAGUGACCGGGUUGCAAGGUACUUCUACUACUGGCACCUGAGAAAACAAGUGCUGCUGUCUCAGUGUGUGCUCAGGGAGGAGGCCUACUUCCUGCUGGCAGCCUUCGCCCUGCAGGCCGACCUCGGGAACUUCAAGAGGAAUAAGCACCAUGGAAAGUACUUUGAGCCAGAGGCAUACUUCCCUGCCUGGGUUGUUUCCAAGAGGGGGAAGGAGUACAUCCUGAAGCACAUCCCGAACAUGCACAAAGACCAGUUUGCUCUGACGGCCUCCGAGGCGCAUCUGAAAUACAUCAAAGAGGCCGUCCGCCUGGACGACGUGGCCAUCCACUACUACAGGCUGUACAAGGAUAAAAGAGAGGUUGAAGGCUCGCUGACCCUAGGAUUGACCAUGCGGGGAAUACAGAUUUUUCAGAAUCUAGAAGAAGAGAAGCAGUUGCUGUAUGAUUUCCCCUGGACAAAUGUUGGGAAGUUGGUGUUUGUGGGCAAGAAGUUUGAGAUCCUGCCAGAUGGCCUUCCCUCCGCCAGGAAGCUGGUCUACUACACAGGGUGUCCCACACGCUCCCGGCAUCUCCUGCAGCUGCUGAGCAACAGCCACCGCCUCUACAUGAACCUGCAGCCUGUCCUGCGCCACCUCCGCAAGCUGGAGGAGAAUGAAGAGAAAAAGCAGUACCGGGAAUCCUACAUCAGCGACAACCUGGACCUUGACAUGGACCAGCUGGAGAAGCGGUCACGCGCCAGCGGGAGCAGUGCCGGCAGCGUGAAGCAUAAGCGCCUGUCUCGCCACUCCACGGCCAGCCACAGCAGCUCCCACACCUCAGGCAUUGAGGCAGACCCUAAGGCCCGGGAGCCGGGGCCGGAAGACGGCUGUUCAGGCAGCGCCAUGCACCGUAAGCUGAAGACCUGCAGCUCCAUGACCAGCCACGGCAGCUCCCACACCUCAGGGGUGGAGAGCGGAGGCAAAGACCGCCUGGAAGAGGACUCGCAAGACGAUGAGAUAGAGAUGUUGGUCGAUGACCCCAGGGACCUGGAGCCCAUGACCGAAGAGUCGCUGGAAGUCAGCCCUGACAUGUGUAUCUACAUCACAGAGGACAUGCUCCUGUCAAGGAAGCUGAAUGGGCACUCAGGGUUAAUUGUGAAAGAACUCAGUUCUUCCACCUCCAGCUCUUCAGAAACGGUGGUCAAGCUGCGUGGGCAGAGCACGGACUCCCUUCCACAGACAGUAUGUCGAAAACCAAAGACCUCCACCGAUCGGCAUAGCCUGAGCCUUGACGACAUCAGACUGAACCAGAAAGACUUCCUGCGCAUUGCAGGCCUGUGUCAGGACACUGCUCAGAGCUACACUUUUGGGUGUGGCCAUGAGCUGGAUGAGGACAGUCUCUACUGCAACAGCUGCCUGGCCCAGCAGUGUGUCAACAUCCAAGAUGCGUUUCCAGUCAAAAGAACCAGCAAGUACUUUUCUCUGGACCUCACUCACGAUGAGGUCCCCGAGUUCGUUGUCUGAGUCCCACCUGCGGGCAGCUGCUGUCCGCUGGAGGCUGUGGAGUCCGACUUUCUCUCCUCUUAUUUGUGCCAUAUUUUUUUCACCCCAAACUUAGCUCUUUCUUUAUAAUAUUCGUGACGGAAACAAAAGCCUUGGGACAAUUGCACUUUAAGUAUUAUGCAGAGGUGAGAGGAACACAGAAUGUAAACAGAAGACAAGUGCCCAGAUGCUCAUUGACCCUUUGGAAGGAAGUGUGCUUUCCAGCUUACCCAGCUUUCAGACUCUUAAACUAUGGUGUGCAUUCAUCUCUUGUUUGCUGGCUCAAAUACAUGUCUGUCACGUGAAAGACAUCAGGCUUAUCUGUCCCCUUGUGAGUUUUUCCCAGCCGCUCCCUCCUGAAGCGCCUGUGGUUGGAGGGAGGACGGAGGAAGUUCUCACUUCUCUUACGGAGAGCCAUUUUUAAUACAUAGCCAUUGCUGCCUCACAGAGGUUGGCCCAAAUUGAACACUGAUGAAGCAGUGGGAGUCGCACGGUUCUAGCCAAAGAUGCGUGUGUAACGGAAGCAGCACUCAGAGUUCAGAGCUGUGUGCUGGGACACCUGGGACUCCAUCACGCCUGCGCAGUGCCACGUCCACUGUUUUGUUCUUCUGGGAAGCCCUGGGAUUCACUUGUGCUCACGACAUGGUGCGUUUCUCGGAGUUUACAAAGCUGGUAUACGUUAAAAGCAAUGGAACUGUCUUAGAAAAAGUUCGUUUGGUUUGAUUUUCUUCCUUGUCUUUCUUAAUGGUAGCAAACAGACGCAAUGCUCGUUUCUGCUUUAAAAAGACACCCUAAGUGUAUGUUUAUGUUACAUAGGUAGUUUCCCGGGACUGUGUGUUUACAUGUGUUUAAAGCUUAGUGACUCUUCAUUUGGACUUCCAUGUCUGUCUCACACACAUAGAGGUCCUUGUUCAGUGUUGAGGGAACUUCGUUGAGAGAAUGGUAGCCACAGACAAUCAGUUGAUAAAUACAGAGUUAAGAGUGACUUUCCUUGUGUGCCUUUGGCCAAGAGUCUCAACCCUAAUAGCAUAAUAAAUUUAUCUGGAGAGCUUUUAAAACAUGCUUGGGUCUCACCCGAGGGCAGUUGAAGUCCGUCUCUUGUGGAUGGGUCCCAGGCAGAAUUGUGAAGUUUACCAGGUAGAGACAGUGCACAGCAGGACUGGAGACCACUGCUCCAAGAGUGUCUUUUUAGUAAUUUUGAAGCAGACGUGAACAGAGGAUAGUGGUGAUUGAGAACGGGCCCUGCUGCUGUGACAGUGGCUAAUGAAACCGACCCAGGAGAAUGAGCGCACCGACUUGAUAGACAAAGUGUUGCUCGCACUUCAGGAGAGAACUCCAUAGCACAGCGUCUUUCUAGGAGAUGUUUUUAGUGAGUUAGUAUUUUACAGCAUUUGUUUACCAUAUUUUGAUACUCCAUUUUUGCUAUCUGCCAGGUUUUAUUAAAAAAAAAACUGUAUUAUUUUCUAAAGAAACUCAUAUUUUUGUACAAAAUUAUGUUUCCAAGUAACGAAGAAAUAGAUGUAGGGCAGAACAUAAGCAGUGUUCCCAUGGGUGGGAGUCAGCAUUCCAGAGCCGGGGGCAGCCGCAAGCGAGCCCCCGCCAUGCUGCCAUCCUGCGCCGGCACGACAGCAGCAGGGGCUCAUCCGCGAACCCUCUCGCCUGACACUUUAGAAGAGAAUUUUGUUUUAAAGUUCUGAGGUCACGACAUUAUAUUGCUUUGAUGGAAUGCUUCUAAAAGAACCAAAGUUUCAGAUGCCAGAAUGUAUAAGUAUCUUUCAUUAUCCUCACAGAAGGGUGAACCUCACCACUUGUCACAGACACAUAGGGGCCAGACCCUGGCGAAGGCCGAGCUCCCUGGAGCCCCGCCUGCCAAGCUCCGCUUUCUUUCCCACGGCCCUCCUCCUCUCUUGCAGGCCAAAGACCAAAAGAGUUGUGUAAUGGAACAGGGCGCGCCCAUACCUUUCUUCUCUCUGCUCCAGGGUUCAGCCAGUGGUGUCGUUUUUCAUUCACCCUCCUCCAGUUGGAUUUGGGAAUAGUCUUAACAGAUUUUUCAAAGAUAAAACCAGCAAGGGAACUUUUUUUUUUUUAGUUUCUGAUCCAUGGUAGAAUCAUAUACAGAUGUGUAUGUGAGGAUCCACUUUGAAUAACUGACAUUUUUGUGUUGGGAAAUGGUUUUUAAAACUAAGAGGAAAAGCAUGAAGCUGUUUCUCAUGCUGCACCUGCUACCAUGUCUGUUGCUGGUCAAGACAUCGGUUUGGUAUAUGUCACCUCGCCACGUCAUCUUCAUCUGUAUUUGCAAUAGUGAGCUUUAUAUCUAAGGAAGCUGUAAAUAAUCCUUUCUGUGAAAGGAUCAUCAUGUCAGGAUGAUACUGAAAGUAUGUUUAAAAAAAAAACUUGCAUUAUUUUGUAAUUAUUUCUUAUAGGUGUUUCAUGGUAAGAUCAGCAGUCAAUAAAG